AUGUCCCGUAUGCCUUUUUCCGGUGCUGAAAGCCGGUCAGACCAUCAUCGGGCUCCGCGCGACUCACUAGAACUUGCUUCGCUCGCCUCCUCUCCUGCCGGCGCUGGGUCCUCGCGCUCCUCCUCCCCCUCCGGCAUUUCGUCGUCGCGCAAGCUCUCUCUCGAGGAAGAGGAUCCUCUAUCAAACUCCUAUCAACACACAAAUUUCGACUCCGGGCGACCUAGGUCGGCUCGAUCAUAUUCGGUGUCGUCUGCUUUCGAUUUCGGGAGAACGCUCUUCCCCCUGUCGCAGACUGCCGGUGGUUAUGCUCCCUUGGGCGCCCCAUCGGCACUAGAUCGAGAGGCUGGAGCCGCCGAUGGCUCGUUGGAGAAAAACAAGACCCUGACAUACCUAAAUGGGCUCUCAUUGGUCGUGGGCCUGAUCAUCGGCUCCGGGAUUUUCUCUUCUCCCAGCCAGGUCAAUGUCAAUGCGGGCUCUCCGGGCGCAUCGCUGAUUGCUUGGGUGGUCGCCGGCUUACUGGCAUGGACGGGAGCGGCCAGCUACGCGGAGCUUGGAGGCGCGAUUCCUCUAAAUGGUGGGUCCCAGGUAUACCUUUCCAAGAUCUUUGGGGAGUUGGCGGGCUUUCUCUUCACCUGGUGUGCCGUCCUUGUUCUUAAGCCAGGCAGCGCGGCGAUUAUCGCCAUCAUAUUUGGGGAGUAUGUUGUCCGUGCCGUGGUGGGGGCCGAGGUCGAGCAGGUCAACCCCUGGAUCAACAAGGGCGUCGCCGUGGGAAGUGUUUUGGUGGUCACCCUGUUGAACUGCGCAUCGACCCGGGUGGCUACCCGCCUCGGUGACGUUCUCAUGUUCUUCAAAUUCAUCGCCUUGCUCGGAGUUACCGUCAUCGGCAUCGUCGUGGCGAUCACCGGUCUGUCGUCGAGUGGCAGUGCGAGUGAGGAGUGGAAAUCUGGCUGGUUUAAGGGCACGAGUACGGACGUGUCGGCGUGGGCGCUUGCUCUGUAUGCAGGCCUCUGGGCCUUUGACGGCUGGGACAAUACAAACUAUGUGACGGGCGAAUUCAAAAACCCUAAUCGUGACCUUCCCCGUGUCAUUCACACGACCAUGCCGCUGGUCAUUCUCAGCUAUCUACUUGCCAAUAUCUCGUACUUCCUCGUCCUGCCCCAUUCCACCAUCGAGGCGAGCAACACAGUUGUCGUUCAGUUCGGCGACAAGGUCUUUGGGUCUGUUGGGGCUCUGGUGUUUGCGCUGAUCGUCUCGGCCAGCUGUUUCGGCGCCCUCAAUGCCACAAUCUUCACGAGUGGGCGCUUGGUAUAUGCCGCCGGCAAGGAAGGUUACCUGCCCUCGGUGUUUGGUCAUCUGUGGACCCGGGGAUCACCUAGCAGCGGGUCAAGCAACCGAUUGCAGCACCGCUCGUGCGCUAGCAAAGUUACCGCGCGCAUCUUCGGAGAGGGUACGCGGAUCGGUUACACCCCGAUUUACGCGAUGGCUCUGAACAGUGCUCUCACGCUCAUUUACGUCGUCGUGGGUGAAUUCAGGACGCUGGUCACCUUUUACGGCGUGGCCGGCUAUACCUUCUACUUCCUCACCGUGCUCGGCCUCAUCGUCCUGAGGAUCCGCGAACCGCAUCUGGAGCGGCCGUACAAGACGUGGAUCUCCAAUCCCAUUAUCUUCUGCUGCGUCAGCUUGUUUCUUCUAAGCAGGGCGGUUAUUGCAGAGCCCCUGCAGACCCUGAUCGUUGUGGCCUUCAUCAUCGCCGGGGUACCGGUCUAUUUCUGGCGCAUCUACCAGCGCGAUGGCCGCAAAGCAUUACCAGGGUGGAAAUUCUGGCAAUCGCGAUAG
Molecule: messenger RNA, 1836 nt
Organism: Aspergillus melleus
Lineage: Eukaryota; Fungi; Ascomycota; Eurotiomycetes; Eurotiales; Aspergillaceae
Product: putative amino acid transporter
Exons: 2
Coding region: 1-1836 (611 amino acids)
Biological process (GO): amino acid transmembrane transport
Cellular component (GO): membrane
Molecular function (GO): L-amino acid transmembrane transporter activity
Source: RefSeq, a predicted model, not a curated record